Sceloporus undulatus (fence lizard) is the source of this 4208-nucleotide messenger RNA. RefSeq names its product transcription factor 19 (gene TCF19). Gene Ontology annotation, cellular component: nucleus. NCBI's taxonomy places the organism in Eukaryota, Metazoa, Chordata, Lepidosauria, Squamata, Phrynosomatidae. Gene Ontology annotation, biological process: regulation of gene expression. The transcript is spliced from 4 exons. Bases 1358 to 2512 code for a protein of 384 amino acids. The record is from RefSeq and is a predicted model, not a curated record. Gene Ontology annotation, molecular function: protein binding.
GUGAAAUGAAAUCAGAAGAAGAAUAAAGACCUGCCGAGUGGCGCACAAUCUAAAAUAACAACAGCAUUACACGAUUAAAAUAAAUCUGAAAUUAAACUAAUAUACAACAAAAACAAAACUAAGCAGAUUUGGAAUGUAAGGAGCUGCCGACAGUACCAGGGAAAGCCGGCAGGGGGUGCUGCAACUGGGGAACCAACUGCGCAUGCCUUCCUCUUUCUGUCUCCCUCCCCUGUUCUGAGCAUGCGCGGCUGCUCUCCCCUCCCUAUUUCCAAUCUCCUUCCUCCGUCGGGACGCGCCACUCUCUCUCCUCGCGCGCUCCUCGCCCGCCGCCCGCCCCCUUUCCGAGUCCCAGCCAAUGAGAGGUGAGGUUCUGUCUCCGAGAGGCCAAUAAGAACCCGGAGCUCGGCCCCGCCCUUGUCUUCUCGUGCAGCGGCUGGGCCAAUCGCGGGGCAGCGCGCGCCGCUCAGAGCCCGGGCAGCAGGGGCUGGCUGCUGCAGAACUAGAAUACAGUCUCCAGCUGAAGAAGAAGAAGAGUAGGCUCCCUUUCUCAUUCAUCCUCCCUCUCGGCCUCCGUCCUCCAGCUGCUCUCCAGGCUGGAUUUGCUGUUCCUCUGCCCAAAGGCUCUGCUGCUGCUGCUGCUGCUGCUGCAGCCCUGGGGUCGCGCUAUUUCCCGGGCCUGGGCUGCCUUCCCUGUCUAUGGCUGCAGAGGCUCUCCAGAGUCGUCAUCCAUCUUUGCACGAAAGGAAGAGGCUUUGAGAGCCCCGGAGGGCACUGGCCAAGCUUGUGUCUCCAGGGAACUUGCAGAGGAACAGCUUGAAGGAGCUCCUGAGCGAAUUGCACUUGAAGGACAUCUGAAGCUGCAGUUGUGGUAGUCCAGGAGAUUAAGGAAGGACAUCCUAGAUUUUCAGAGGAAGAAAGGGGUUGCAGGGGAGUGAGAAGGAGGGUUUGUUUCUUUGUGCAAUAAGGCUAAUCAGGAUAGCAGUUAAUUUACUGUGAAUGGCUUGUGUUGAUGAAAGGAUCCCACCCCAAUUUCUCACCCAUUAUCAUACAGUGUGUGUUCUUGGACAACCGGUUAAGCAAUCUUUUCUCGGAGCAGUUCCAGUUUGCACCCGAUGCUGCUAUAUUUUCUAUAAAUGUUAUGCCCCUUUAAAAAAAGUUCUGUCAUCACAGCUGGAUUAGGAGGCUUGCUGCACAGAUAGUGAAACUUGCCUGUCCUCUGGUUAUCUGAAUAUCCAUCACUGCCAUUGAAGUCUUGUUUCAGUCUGUUAAACCUGUAUCCAGACGUUCCUCCUGAGUGAAGAAAGGAGCUCUGGCAGCUAUUCCCCAUUUGUUAACCAGAAGAGAGAGAAAGCCAGCCAUGCUUUCAGAGGCACUACCUUGUUUCCAGUUACUCCGGAUGGGCCCAGCUUCUCCAGGGGAUGCGCCCAACCGGGAUCUCUAUACCUUCCGACCUUCCAGGCCCAGCUGCACCUAUCGACUGGGUCGCCGAGCUGAAGUCUGCGACGUUGUUCUGGUGUCAGAGCAAAAUCCAACCUUGAUCUCACGGAUCCAUGCGGAGAUCCAUGCCGAGAGGGAUGCUGAUAGCACCGCUGGAGAGUGGCGGGUUAGCAUGGUAGACUACAGCACUCAUGGUACUUAUGUCAAUGCCAUGCGAAUACCCCACAGCCAGCGGGUGGACUUGAAUGAUGGGGAUCUUCUGACCUUUGGCCAUCCCAAUCCAGUGCCUGAAGGCUGUGCCCUGCCACCCUCUCACAGCAACUCCGAGUUUUACUUCCUUUUCCAAAAGGUCCAUGUCCGACCCCAAGACUUUGCUGCUAUUACAGAGCCCAAAGCCCCCUGGGCUUCCUCCAGUGGCUUCCGGCCAGUGCUGCCCUCCGGCAACCACCGCAUCCGUCCACUUUCCCGUCACUCACCUACCUCCCUUUCUUGCCGCUCCAAAGCCACCCUUAUCCUCAGCUCCAUCGGCAGUCUCAGUAAACUAAAGCCUCAGCCAUUCACCUUCUCUGUGGACAAGGGGCGGCGCACAGAACCCCCUGCCCAGCCAAAACCAUCUCGGAAUCGCCGAAAGUCAGCUCACACGGUGCUACCUGAGUUGGAAGAUGAAAUCACACGGCUAGAAGAGGAACAGCCACUGUUAGAUAAGGAGCAGCGAUUGGGGAGAAGUUACACCCACUGCCACAACAGCCCCUUGCGGCUCCAGCCCAGAGGAGUGUCAGAGGGAAGCAAGAACCUGCAGGAGGAUCUACGGUCAAAGCUACACAUUGUACCCAAUGUGAAACGGCGCGGUCGACCCCGGAAGAAUCCUCUGGGAGGAACAUGCCAAGUUUUCUCCCAGACUCUUUCUUCAUCGGAGCCCUGUGCAGCACCCCAGUGCCACCUUCCCCAGGAUGAGAUGGUGGCCUGGGUCCAGUGUGAUGGCUGUGAUGCCUGGUUCCAUGUCGCCUGUGUGGGCUGCAGCUAUAAUGCUGUCAAAGAGGAAGAUUUUCGCUGCUCUACCUGCCGCUCAUCAUAGAAGCUGGCAUGACAGAGUGGGCUCCCCUUAGAUGAGGAGUAACAUCCACAACCCAAAUGGAAAGUGCACAUGUGGAGGCGUGCAGGUGAACAUUUGAAAGUGCAAGGUGUGGAUGAACAAGGACGAGUUAAAAUUUGCACAGAGAUUCUUUACUUUCAGGGACAAGACAGAAGAAAAAGAUAGGGAUGAGUGGCAGUGUAAACAAGGGAUUGGAUUUUUUUAAAAGCCUGUUUGAGAAUAUGGGAGUGUCUCAGGGGGAACUGUGGGAAGGCUUACCCAGCAGUAAGCCAAAUACUGCCUUUCCUUUUGGUUUUCUUUCUUGUGUAAAGCUGGUCACACUCUCCACGUGUCAGCUACAUCUGUCUUGAAGAUCUUUUCAUUGUUGGAGACAUACAAGAAGACUCUGGAAUGUCCACCUAUGUAUCAGACUGACUCCUAGAUUCAUGGAAGUCAUUAGGAAGAAGCCAACAUAAGCAUAAAGGUAGUGCUGAGGGACAAACGAUACGAGUGUGCACACCACCAGUGUGUUUUUCAGGGCUGAAAACUACAGGUUUUGCAAUGUAGAACAGGCCUGUCUGCACACAAGCUGACUGAAGAGCCCUAUACUGUAUGCGUUAACUUGAAUUGAUGCAAGCAUGCAUGCUUUCUGACCAAAGUAGUUUGUGUAAAUGAUUGCUUUGAGCUUGUCACACAAGAGUAAUAGCUCGAUUGCCUGGGAAACCAGCCCACUAACAGUCUUUUUGCUUUUGCUUGAUCAGUCCAGCUUAGAGAAAUGCCUCACAGCCUCAUGCUCCUGAAAUGAAUUUGUGAGGAUGCAGUUUACCUUUUGUAACUCCAUAAUACUCUCUGAACUUAACACUCUAUUGGGUUCAUAUGAAGUGACAAGACAGUGGGACAGUCAUCAAAAGAAAAGGGUGCUGUUACAUAUGAUGAAAAUCAUUGUGUCCUCUUUAAUAUGGAACAGUGAAUAAGAGGUAAAGAUGAAGAAAUAAGUGGGAAUGUUCGGCCACAAAAUUCCAGGAAGGCAGCUUUAACUGGGAUGAAGAUUCAGCCACAAUAAGUGUUUAUGUCUCUACCCUCUUCACAUCUAAAGUGUGUGUAAGUGAUAUUGAGAAUAAUAUAAGAACUUUUCACUCCCUUUUUAUCCCAACACUUGCUUUCAUUUCUAUUGCUUUAAUAAUGGGAUGAAAUAAUGCCUCUCCAUGUCGUCUUGCAUAAAUAAAUGGAACAGAAUCUUAUGCAGCCCAAGCAACCGUCUUCUAGCAUCUCAGAAGAUAACCAUACUGUACAGUAAUUGAAGUUUGAUGCCGCAUUAAUUGCCAUGGCUCCGUCCUAUAGAAUUCUGGAGCUUGUUGUUUGAGGAGACUCCCUUGUACUACAGUCCUAGAGCUGUCUAGCAGAGAAUUCUAAAUACUUCACCAAACUAUAGACCCCAGGAUUCUAUGGGAUGUAGCCAUGGAGAAAGUUAACGGUGGAGUGUGGAUACACCCUUAAAGGCUAACAGAUGGAUUGAGGUUGUUGCUUUUAGGGUUCAGAUGCCAGAAGUAUAUUCAUUUGUGAUGCAUGCAUACCCAGUUAUAGAGGGAAACAUGUUUGACAGUGAGGGCAAAAUCAGUGACAUUUAAAGCAAAACAAGGCUUUCUGAUCUGCCAGUGGAGACCAAAUCUAAUGCACAAGGAGUGGAUAGUGUGAGCUG